Molecule: messenger RNA, 1053 nt
Organism: Nicotiana tabacum (common tobacco)
Lineage: Eukaryota; Viridiplantae; Streptophyta; Magnoliopsida; Solanales; Solanaceae
Source: RefSeq, a predicted model, not a curated record
AUGGAGGAGGUUAAAGCAGCCGUUUUUGGGUUGAAUGGUGAUAGUACCUGUGGUCCGGAUGGAUUCACUAGACAGUUCAAUCAAGAUAGUUGGGAAGUUAUAGGUGAGGAUAUCUUUAACAUGGUGAGAGAUUUCUUUAAUAGUGCAGGAUUACCAAGUUUCAUUACUCACACAAAUCUUGUCUUGCUUCCAAAGAAGAAGAAUGUUCCAACAUUUUCUGAUAUGAGACCAAUCAGGUUGAGUAACUUAUCCAACAAGAUCAUAUCUAGAGUGAACCAUGAGAGGUUAGUUGAGAUUCUACCUUCACUAAUCUCUCCUAAUCAGGCUGGCUUUGUUAAGGGGAGGAGCAUAAAGGGAAACAUCCUGCUUACUCAGGAGAUCAUAACUGACAUAAGAUUGAGAGGGAAGCCAGCCAAUAUGGUAAUCAAAUUGGACAUGGCAAAGGCUUAUGAUAGAGUGUCAUGGUUGUUUUUUACAAAGAUGUUGAGGCAAAUAGGGUUUGGAGAGAUCUUCACAUCUGAAGUGCUUAGGAGAGCCUUGGAUGCUUUGUUUGACAAUCCAGACUUCAUAGGCUUUGGCAUGCUAAAGUGGAGCCAAAACAUCAAUUAUCUAUCCUAUGCAGAUGAUACUAUUAUAUCAUGUUCUUCUCAUUAUGGGGCAGUCCAGCUUAUCAUGAAUAUAUUGGGGGAUUAUGAGGCAGCUUCAGGGCAGAAAAUCAACAAGGAAAAGUCUUCUGUUUAUAUGCAUGAAAAGGCACAUGCAGAUGAAGUGAAUAUUGUCUAUUUGAUCACUGAGUUCCAAAGGAAAUAUUUCCCAUUCAGUUACUUGGGAUGUCCAAUAUUCUAUAGUAGGAGGAAGGAUUUCUAUAAGAGAAUUAUUUUCAAAGUUCAUGAGAGGUUAUCAUCAUGGAAGGGUAAGUUACUCUCAAUUGGUGGAAGGGCAGUGUUGAUUGCACAUGUGUUAGAAAGCAUGCCAAUUCAUCUCCUUUCAGCAGUGAAUCCUUCGGUAUAUGUGAUCAACCAAUUGCACAAGAUGUUUGCUAGAUUUUAUUAG